AUGACCCUUCAAGCCUUUGCGCUGCUGGCGGCGGCGGCCCUUGUACGGGGCGAGACCCCGACCAAGGUCCCUCGCGACGCUCCGAGAGGAGCUGCUGCUUGGGAAGCUGCCCACUCCUCAGCAGCCGCUGCCUUGGGAAAGCUGUCCCAGCAGGACAAGAUCAACAUCGUGACGGGCGUCGGCUGGAACAAGGGGCCCUGCGUGGGCAAUACUCCCGCUAUCAGCUCCAUCAACUACCCGCAGCUCUGCCUCCAAGACGGACCCCUGGGCGUCCGCUUCGGUUCCAGCAUCACCGCUUUCACUCCAGGCAUUCAGGCCGCGUCGACGUGGGAUGUGGACCUGAUCCGACAACGAGGCGAGUACAUGGGCGCCGAGUUCAAGGGGUGUGGCAUCCACGUCCAGCUAGGCCCCGUGGCCGGGCCCUUGGGUAAGGUUCCGCAAGGCGGCCGCAACUGGGAGGGCUUUGGCGUGGAUCCCUACCUCACCGGCAUUGCCAUGGCCGAGACCAUCGAGGGGAUACAGUCAGCGGGCGUGCAAGCCACCGCCAAGCAUUACAUCCUCAACGAGCAGGAGCUCAACCGCGAGACCAUGAGCAGCAAUGUCGACGACCGCACCUUGCACGAGCUGUACCUCUGGCCUUUUGCAGACGCUGUUCACUCUAACGUGGCCAGCGUCAUGUGCAGUUACAACAAGAUCAACGGCACGUGGGCGUGCGAGAACGACCGGGUGCUGAACGUCAUUCUGAAGCAGGAGCUUGGGUUUCCGGGCUAUGUGAUGAGCGACUGGAACGCGCAGCACUCGACCGACGACGCGGCCAACCACGGCAUGGACAUGACGAUGCCCGGCAGCGACUUCAACGGAGGGACGAUUCUCUGGGGCCCGCAGCUCGACAGCGCCGUCAACAGCGGCCGGGUGCCCAAGUCCCGCCUCGACGACAUGGUCGAGCGCAUCCUCGCGGCGUGGUACCUUCUCGGUCAGGACAGCAAUUACCCGGCUAUCAACAUCGGCGCCAACGUACAGGGCAACCACAAGGAGAACGUGCGGGCGGUCGCGCGCGAUGGCAUCGUGCUCCUCAAGAACGACGACGGCAUCCUCCCGCUCAAGAAGCCCGCCAAGCUCGCCCUCAUCGGUUCGGCCGCCGUCGUCAACCCGCAGGGACUGAACUCCUGCCAGGAUCAGGGCUGCAACAAAGGCGCGCUGGGCAUGGGAUGGGGGUCCGGGGCGGUCAACUACCCGUACUUUGUCGCGCCGUACGACGCGCUCAAGGCCCGCGCCCAAGAGGACGGGACGACGGUCAGCCUGCACAACUCGGACAGCACGAGCGGGGUGGCGAACGUGGCCUCGGACGCGGACGCGGCCAUCGUGGUCAUCACGGCCGACUCGGGCGAGGGUUACAUCACAGUCGAAGGCGCCGCCGGGGACCGGCUGAACCUCGACCCGUGGCACAACGGCAACGAGCUGGUAAAGGCGGUGGCGGCGGCCAACAAGAACACCAUCGUCGUCGUGCACAGCGUCGGGCCCAUCAUCCUCGAGACCAUCCUGGCAACCGAAGGGGUCAAGGCGAUUGUGUGGGCCGGCCUGCCAAGCCAGGAGAAUGGUAACGCGCUGGUGGACAUCCUGUACGGUCUGGCCUCGCCGUCGGGCAAGCUGGUCUACACCAUCGCCAAGCGAGAACAGGACUACGGCACUGCGGUCGUUCGCGGAGACGACACAUUUCCGGAGGGCCUGUUUGUCGACUACCGGCACUUUGACAAGGAGAACAUCGAGCCGCGGUACGAGUUUGGGUUUGGGCUGUCAUACACCAACUUCACGUACGCCGACCUCGAACUCACCUCGACCGCCACGGCCGGCCCAGCGACGGGCGAGACCAUCCCCGGCGGCGCGGCCGACCUCUGGGAGGAGGUGGCCACGGUCACGGCGACCAUCACCAACAGCGGCGGCGUGGACGGCGCCGAGGUGGCCCAGCUGUACCUGACGUUGCCGUCGUCGGCGCCGGCGACCCCGCCCAAGCAGCUCCGCGGCUUCGCCAAGCUCAAGCUGGCGGCCGGCGCCAGCGGGACCGCGACGUUUAGUCUGCGCAGGCGCGACCUCAGCUACUGGGACACCGGCCGCGGGCAGUGGGUGGUGCCGGAGGGCGAGUUUGGCGUCUCGGUCGGGGCGAGCUCGCGCGAUAUCCGGCUGACGGGGAGCUUCCGAGUAUGAAAGGAAAUAUCCUGGGGCGGAUAGUUUCUGCUUCUUCGAUGGAGUGAACUAUAUAUAGGUGCGCCCGGACGCCAGAGAUAUGGACAAUAACACUCAAGGGUCGGUCCCUAGGCGUCGUAUAUGCUUUAUUUUGUUUCUCUGUUCUUUCCGUUCUUGGUCGACUCUCGAUUACCAUUAAUUACGUGAAACACGAGUCUGAUACC
Molecule: messenger RNA, 2405 nt
Organism: Thermothelomyces thermophilus ATCC 42464
Lineage: Eukaryota; Fungi; Ascomycota; Sordariomycetes; Sordariales; Chaetomiaceae
Product: glycoside hydrolase family 3 protein
Exons: 2
Coding region: 1-2202 (733 amino acids)
Biological process (GO): glucan catabolic process
Molecular function (GO): beta-glucosidase activity
Source: RefSeq, a predicted model, not a curated record